This is a messenger RNA of Salarias fasciatus (jewelled blenny), 4519 nucleotides long. It is a transcript of the gene ceacam1, whose product is annotated as CEA cell adhesion molecule 1. NCBI's taxonomy places the organism in Eukaryota, Metazoa, Chordata, Actinopteri, Blenniiformes, Blenniidae. The record is from RefSeq and is a predicted model, not a curated record. Bases 16 to 3672 code for a protein of 1218 amino acids. The transcript is spliced from 17 exons.
GACUGCUGAAACAAAAUGACGAAAAGCAAGGGAACUCCAGUAACCGCAUUCCUGCUUUUAGCACAAGGGUUUCUGGCUUGUGUUGCUGUGGAGAUCAAGCCGUAUAGGAAUCCUGUCCCGGUGGGGGAGACGCUGACCCUGUCCCUGUUCCCCGCUCAAAACCUGAGGAGUGGAAGCUGGGCGGCGGGAGAGUCCCUCAUCCUCACCUGGCUCGGGGUGCAGCAGGCCGUUUUUCCCAAUUACACAGGAAGAGCGUCGGUGGACGUCCUGACCGGAACCCUGAGGCUGAUGUCCGUCACCGUGGCCGACUCGGGAGAGUACGUGGUGCAAAGCAGUGACCCUCAGCUCAGGGCCAACGCCUCCAUCACUGUUCUGGAACCUGUUUCAAACGUGACGCUCACAGUGAACGAGACCCACCUGACGGAGUUCAGCAGCUCGGCAGCCAUGAGCUGCUUCACCUCCUCCGGGUCGUCCGCCUCGUUCCUCUGGCUGAACGGCAGCUCUGAGGUCAAAGCCAGCGACCGAGUUCAGCUCACCGAUGAAAACUCCACUCUCACUAUCGUCAACGUGAGCCGCUACGACCAGGGACCGUUCAGGUGUCAGGUGUCCAAUCCUGUCAGCAACAGCUCCAGCGAAGCCGUGAACUUCACCAUCAGCUAUGGCCCAGAUCACAUGGCCCUCACAGUGAACGGACUUAACACCACUUCCUUUGCAGUGGGGUCUAAUCUGACCAUGCUGUGUUCAGCACAGUCCCACCCGGCAGCUCAGCUGCACUGGGCUUUCCGAGGAGAGGCGGUGAACGUGUCGGGCUCAGUGCUGCAGCUGCUGGACGUCACCGAGGAACAGAGCGGGCCAUAUUCCUGUCUGGCCUUCAAUAAUCACACCAACAAGUUCAGCAACAUCACCACAAACCUCGACAUAGAAGAGUUUCCUUUGUCAGGAUCCGAACUACACCCAGUGAAUGUGUUUCUUCUGCGCCUGCUGCUGGUGGUUGGAUUCAUCUCAUCUUAUCCAGACCUGAGAGACCCUUUCAAUCUAUGGAUUCCUCUGCGGAAAGAAACCUUUCCCGAAGAGGAGAAGCUAAAGAGCAGAAUGGCGUCUUCACGGAUGUUCGUCCUGAUUUUGAUCAUCAUUACCUUCACAGAUCAUGGCAGCAGCCAGAGCAUUUCAGCCUCGGAGAACCCCCUGGCAGUGGGCAGCAACGUGACCCUCUUCAGCACGACCACCGUCACUCAAGGGCUAUGGUCGUUCAACAGCACGCUGGUCGUGUUUGUGUCCCCAGUCGGCAGCAUUGUUGUUGCUCCUUGGACAGACCGGGCAGUAUACAAUCCGAACACUUCGUCGCUCACUAUAGAGUCUGUGAAAGUGGAGGACUCUGGCGUGUUCGCCUUGCAGUCUACAGACGGCUUUCGGGGAGAAAUAACGCUGUCGGUUCAAGUGCCGAUUUCAGAUGUGACCCUGCAGGCAAACGCAACACAUCUGGUGGAACACAAUGACACAGUCGUUCUCACCUGCUCCGUGUCCAGCGGCACGUCGCUGUCCUACACAUGGCUGAGAGGAAACUCGACCGUCGUACUGGGCGGAAACACAUAUCUGAGUAACGGAGGUGCCGUUCUGACAAUAAAGAGCGUGAGCCACCGUGACCAGGGGCCGUUCAGAUGCAACGUGUCCAACGGCAUCAGCCAUGAAGUCAGUAACCAUGUAUACCUGAACAUCAGCUAUGGGCCGAGUAAUGUGUCGCUAACAGUCAUGCCCGCCAUGAUGAAAUCACACAAAACAGGUUCAAACGUCACUCUGUGGUGCUCAGCCGAGUCCAGUCCUCCAGCGACUGUCCACUGGAUGUUUAAUGGAGUGGCCCUCAACAAAUCUGGGCCGUAUCUUAAGCUGGAAAAUGUUACGGAGAGCGACGCGGGAACUUACACAUGCGUCCUUCACAACUCUGUGACCUCCAGGUUCAGCAGCAAGAGUGUCAGGAUCUGGGUUUUAGAUCCGUUAACGUCUGUUGUGGUGAAUCAUACCGGACCGGCUAUACUCCACGAGUCCUUCACUCUGAAAUGUGAAGUCUCCGGAACUGUUGAGCACAUUGUUUGGAAAAAGGAUGGAUAUCCUAUUUCUGCUGACAAUACAACCAUGUUUGGCAUGGGCAACAAAACGCUGACUCUCGACCCGGUGCAGCAUUCAGACGCUGGACAUUAUGAAUGUCAAGCUUUCAAUUCAGUGAGCAACAUGACGAGCAGCCCCUAUGACGUCAAGGUUUACUAUGGACCAAAGAUGGCAAUGAUCACAGGACCACAUUACGCAAAGACGGGAGACAACGUCACUUUCAUCUGCAAUGCCACGUCAAAACCGCCGAGCCAUUACAAAUGGUAUUUCAACGGCGAUAUGGUUUCCAACAUGUCUGUGUACGUCACACCUCCUCUCACCCUGAACAUGAGUGGGAAGUACGUCUGCAAGGCCUUCAACCACAUCACGGGCAAAAACAGCAGCGCCUACAAAAUGCUCACAGUCGUGGAUCCAAUAACACAUGUACACGUGGUUUCAUCAAUGGGUCCUGCCAUGGAGGGUUAUCCAUACAACUUGACAUGCAAUGUGACAGGACCCCCUGAUCACAUAUACUGGAUGAAGGACGGAGCGAUGCUGCAUGAAGACAACACGACUUCUUUCUACAUGGGCAACAAAACAGUCAUGUUCAUGCCGGCGGAUCGUUACGACUCCGGACACUACCGGUGUAAAGCUGGCAACGCUGUGGGGAGCGUGACCAGCUAUCCGUACAUGCUCCUUGUCAACUACGGACCAGAAAAGCCCAUCAUCCAGGGGCCAGCCUACGCUGAGGCAGGAAGCCAUGCUGUUUUUAGCUGUUCUGCCAUGUCAGCGCCUCCCAGCACAUACAGCUGGUGGUACAACAACAAUUCUGUCUCCAACACCUCCAUGUUUAAGAUCGGCCCUUUGUCUUUGAACAUGAGCGGAGAGUUGACCUGUAAGGCCUACAAUAAUGUGACGGGGAAGACGAGCCGCAGCUCCAAGAUGCUCAAAGUCAUCGAGCCCAUUGAGUCAGUGAUGAUCCACAACAGCUCAAUUCCCAUCGACAAGGAAAACUUCACUCUGACCUGUGUCGUCGUUGGACCCUACGACUCCAUCUACUGGAUGAAGGACAACAAAACACUCAGCAUGAACUCCUCCAACACUCACCCUCACACGUACUACCACAUGGAAAACAACAGCCUGCACUUCUCCCCGCUCACAAGAUACAACGACGGGUCUUACCGGUGUGUCGCCACCAACAAGGCUGCUCACCAUAAGAGUCCUCCCUACAUGCUGCUGGUCAACUACGGCCCUCUGAAGGUGAAAAUCUCGGGUCCAGACAUGGCACACCUGGGCCCAAGGGUGACUCUGACAUGCUCGGCGGACUCCCGGCCUGAAUGCGACUUCUACUGGUUCUUCAACAACCGCUCCACGCCUCUAAAGCACGGGCCGGUCCUCACGUUCCCCGUGUCUGUCGAUAGCCUGGGGAAGUACAUAUGUCAGGCGAGGAACCCUGUGACCAACAUCACAAUGUACCAAAGCAAACUGUUUGCCGUCGGAGGUCAGGACUCUGCCUUCCACUUUGCAUCCCGAGGCAGCCUGAUGCUGGCUGUUCUCUUCGCUCUGUCUAUCACUGCGCUCUUCAACUGAGAAGAAGAGGAAUCCAUUCCGGCUUCCUUUAGAGAACAGGUGUCAAACCUAUGGCUGGCGGGUCAAGUUCGGCCCACCAGAGAGUCUGUUCUGGCCCACACAAAAAGAGAUAUGUUUCACUGUCAAGAGCACUAAUUCAGUAAGACCAAGAACUAAACAGCUGACUACAGCAUCACGCUGCAGUGAAAAAAAACAUGACCUUUUUUCUAGAAGAAUGACAUUAGCAUCAAAUCCAAACUGUGAAGAUGAAUCAGUGAAAAUCUACAUGCUGAAAACUGCAGAAAUCCUGCUGAGAGUGAUCAAAAAGUCUCUGUGACUGUGAGUCUGAGGGGAAUCACCAUGGAAAAAAAACAAAGGAUUUCAGUUUGCACUUAAGAGAAAAAGUCAAAGUUGAUCAUAAACCAUUGCAUUAAAUGAGGACAUUUUACUUUGCUUUAAAUGAGUUUGACACUUAUCUUCUAGAGACAGCAGCCUUACUUUCACACGAAUAAGAAAACAGACUGCAUUCCUAAAGUCAACUUGACACAAGAGGUAGCAGUCGUCUUAUUAUAGCAGCAUCUGCUUUGAUUUUUAUGUUUAACCAUUGCCAAGCGAAACUAGUCGUUUUAUCAAUGUGAUCACUGUUUUCACUGUCCUGAGGCCAGUUUGGGGAAAGAACAUGAGUACCCCUGCAUAGUUUCUCGAGCAUGUGAGCUGAUUCCUCUGAAAUACCCUUAUUCAUAAUGAAAAGCAGCAGUUUUAGGCGUGAUGGUGAUAAAACUGCAAGGUGUGUGUGUGUUUUAACCAGAUUCUACCUUUAUUUUCUGUAUUUGUUUGGUAUUCAAUAAUAAAAAAAAAAUCAAGUGUU